AAUCCAUGUCCCACCCACUUUCUUCUAUCCUGUUACUCUCGAUAGGAACGAAGCUAGAGAGAGAGAGAGGCUUCUACUUUAAUCCUCUUCUUACACUUAAAUUAAACAAGAAAGAGAGGGAGAGAGCUUUUUCUCUUUAAAUUGGAACGACCCCACACUGAAAUUAACCAAGAUUUGCAGCAUUCUGCUUCCCCUAUACUGCAUAUUUUGGAUCCUAGACAGAUGGGUUCUCUAAUGGCAGGAUGGGGUUCUCCCACCAAAGAUCCUAAACACGCAAUCUACCAAAGAAAUAAAUCUUUCACCAAAGAAGAGAUAGAGAGUUUCUGGAAGUCGAAAAAAAGAAUCGAAGAAGAACAUCUCAGAUCCAUAUCCAGUUUAUCACCCAACUCUGAGAAGGAUGAAUCCAAGAGUGAGAGACAAGUGCUCGAGAGGAGCAAGAGUUUUCCUGUCACUAGCUCCUCAUCUGAUCUAGAAAAACUCAGACUUGCUAGUGACUGGUGGACAAGAAGCAACUGGGCUUUCUUGAAUGAGCCUCCUGUAACAGCCAUGGAAGGCCCUUCCUACAAGUACGCAGCACAAUAUCAUUUGACAGAGUUAGGAUCCCAUGGCGCGAACACUAACUCAAUGUUCGACACCUCCAAACCAGAUUUGCAACCAGGAAUAAGCACCUGAUAACCUUCUCUUUUUCAAAUAUCCUGAUAUGGUACUUGUUCAAAAGUAUAGCAAGUGUGUAUAUGUAAGGUGUGAAUCGGGGUGGGUCAUGUAGAUAUGAGGUUCUUAGCGCUUAAGUCUCUUUCCAAUUAGAGUUGAAGAUGUAAGUUGGAGUGCUAAUUGUGGUACCAGUGCUUUGUAUGUAAGCGUGGUUUUGCUCAUAUAAAUAUGAGGCUCUAUCAUUAGGUUCUCUCUUUCUA
Messenger RNA from Amborella trichopoda, 911 nucleotides. RefSeq lists its product as uncharacterized. NCBI's taxonomy places the organism in Eukaryota, Viridiplantae, Streptophyta, Magnoliopsida, Amborellales, Amborellaceae. The record is from RefSeq and is a predicted model, not a curated record.